Messenger RNA from Pseudophryne corroboree (corroboree frog), 3187 nucleotides. RefSeq names its product WD and tetratricopeptide repeats 1 (gene WDTC1). Gene Ontology annotation, biological process: negative regulation of fatty acid biosynthetic process. The record is from RefSeq and is a predicted model, not a curated record. The transcript is spliced from 16 exons. Lineage: Eukaryota; Metazoa; Chordata; Amphibia; Anura; Myobatrachidae. Gene Ontology annotation, molecular function: protein binding. Gene Ontology annotation, cellular component: cytoplasm; Cul4-RING E3 ubiquitin ligase complex. Bases 257 to 2260 code for a protein of 667 amino acids.
UGCACAGGUCGCUUCCUCUCCCUCCUCUAGCUGCAAAGGAGCAGUAGCAAGAAGUUAGUACGACCAGGUGUAUUCCCGAACUAGUGUGUGCGCAAACUGCGUUACGCAUCCCCUACAUUGGAUGAUAUGGGUACGGUGACUACGUAGUUGGUGAGUGCCCGUUUGAGAGACAGCCGGAGAGGUGUCUAAUUAUCAAGAGCAGUGGCAAUGGUGCAGAAUGUUAGAGGCGCCCUGAGCUCCAUGUCUUAACACCAACAUGGACAGAGGCAACAUUGCUCAGGACAUCAUUCACAGACAGAUCAGGGAGAGGAAAGCUGGAAGUUUUCAGAGACGUCAUCAUGUAACAGAUCCAUUAAUUCGUCGCCUGGGACUAGAAGCAGAGCUACAGGGUCACUCUGGUUGUGUUAAUUGCCUGGAAUGGAACGAGAAGGGGGAUUUGCUGGCUUCUGGUUCCGAUGACCAGCACAUGAUGCUGUGGGAUCCUUUUCAUCAUAAGAAACUGCUGUCUAUGCACACAGGACAUACUGCCAACAUCUUUUCUGUUAAGUUCCUCCCUCACUCUGGGGACCGCAUCUUGAUUACUGGAGCAGCAGAUGCAAAGGUUCAUGUUCAUGAUGUUAACUCAAGAGAGACCCUCCAUGUUUUUUCUGAGCACACCAACCGGGUGAAACGGGUGGCCACUGCCCCUAUGUGGCCUAACACUUUUUGGAGUGCAGGAGAAGAUGGCCUGAUCCGACAGUACGAUUUAAGAGAGAGUAGCACCCACUCUGACAUUUUGAUUGAUCUGACUGAGUACUGUGGCCAACUUGUGGAGGCAAAAUGUGUAAGCAUUAGCCCUCAGGAUAAUAACUGCUUGGCAGUAGGAGCCAGUGGGCCGUUUGUGAGACUGUAUGACAUCCGGAUGAUCCAUAGCCACAGAAAGAAUCUCCUGCAGACGCAAUCUGGACUCCACACUUUUUGUUCCAGACAAAAACCUAUUCCAGAGGGAGCUGCACAGUAUUAUGUAGCAGGUCACCUUCCGGUAAAGCUUCCAGAUUACAACAACAGGUUGCGAGUUUUAGUGGCCACAUACGUAACAUUUAGUCCAGAUGGGACUGAACUACUUGUCAACAUGGGAGGAGAGCAGGUUUAUCUUUUUGACCUAACGUUCAAGCAACGACCUUGUACGUUCCUGCUGCCUAAAUCUCAUCAUACAUCUGGAGAAGUCCAAAAUGGGAAGACCUCGACCAAUGGAUUGUAUAGUAAUGGCAUCCGUGUGAGUGAAGCCAAGAACGUGGUGGGGUCAACAAGCGAACUUCCUCCACACCUGGAAAAAGUAAAGCAAAAAGCUAACGAUGCAUUUGCCCGGCAGCAGUGGAGCAAGGCAAUUGAGUUGUAUAGUCAAGCCAUGCAGAGGGCACCUCGUAUUGCUAUGUUGUUUGGCAAUCGAGCUGCAGCAUACAUGAAACGCAAGUGGGAUGGAGAUCAUUAUGAUGCUCUGAGGGACUGCCUGCAAGCACUGGCAUUAAAUCCAGCCCAUCUAAAGGCUCAUUUUCGGCUAGCACGCUGCCUGUUUGAGCUCCGCUAUGUCUCUGAGGCAUUGGAUUGUUUGGAAGGAUUCAAGGCCAAGUUCCCAGAACAGGCCCAAAGCAGUGCAUGUGAUGCGCUAGACAGGGACAUCAAAGUUGCCUUAUUCUCCAAGACUGACAGCCAAGAUGAUAAAAAAGGGGGUUCUACUCGCCUGCGGUCAGGGGGAAGGAAGGACUCUCUCUCAGAAGACGAAUUGCUGCUUAGAGAAAGAAGCUUGGAUUAUAAACAUAGAUACUGUGGCCACUGUAACACCACUACAGACAUAAAAGAAGCCAGCUUUAUGGGGAGCAAUGCCCAGUACAUUGUGAGUGGUUCAGAUGAUGGUUCAUUCUUUAUCUGGGAGAAGAAUACUAGCGCAUUGAUCCGUGUCCUGCAAGGAGAUGAGUCCAUUGUUAACUGUCUACAGCCACACCCGAGUUACUGCUUCUUGGCCACAAGUGGCAUUGAUCCUGUUGUGCGACUAUGGAGCCCACGUCCGGAGAGUAAUGGCCCUGAUCGUCGUGUGGUAGAGGAUAUGGAGGGUGCCUGUCAAGCUAACCAAAGGAGAAUGAAUGCUGACCCUUUGGAAGUGAUGCUCCUGAACAUGGGUUACAGGAUUACAGGACUGAGUGGAGGAGGUCCAACAUCUGGUGAUGGGGGCUCUGAUGAUGAGGAUUCUGCUGAGGGACAAGUUCAGUGCCGACCCAGCUAACCUUGAUGUGAUGGAGGUGUGUGAGUUUGGAAUGGAUGCACCUUAUAAAGACAGGCUUGACCAUAUUUUAAUGGCCACUCAUUUUGCUUUCAAAGCAUUCUGUGCAGACCAACAUACCUCAUAAUGACUAAGGUAAAGGAGGCGGAGGCACAGAACCAAUCCUUCCACACCACUACCACUGUAUAGGACAAUGACUAAGACUUUCCUAUUCCCCAGGCUCUAUAAUAAAUCUGAUGCUGAUCACUGCACAUCCCUUUCUCAUUCUGGAGUUGAUCUAGAAUUUAACUAGGAUGAACAUUAUAGGAAGGUCACUAAAAAGAGGCAGUAAAGCCAUCAGCGGUAUUUUGAGAUUUUCAGAUUCAUUAACCUUUUUCUUUAGAAAUUGUAUGGUGGAGUGAACCUGCAGUAUGGGCAGUGUUUGUAGGAGUGAAUCAAUCGGCUGAAACAAAUGUGGAUAUAGCUAUGACCUAGACUCUAAAUCUGCCUCACAUGGUAUCUAGAAUAUAUGGGCAAUGAGGUGAUGUUUCAGCCUGCCUCUAAAUGGACGUGGUUACAGGUACAGUGGUGUGGUUCAAUGCUUUUUUUCCAGCUUUUUUAAAGUGUGUGUUUCUAGAUAUUAUCAUCUAGAAGGGUGGUUUGUAGAUGCCAUGCCUAAUUUUGACUAAUGUGAAUAAAUCGUUCAGUAAUCUAGAAUGUUUUCUAGACCCAUCUAGUCUAUGAUUUAAUUAUUUUAUGUUCAAAUUAAGGCCGCUAUGAACCGUUACUCAGCCUUAUCACAACUUGAUACAAAGCUUUGUGCUGCCAACAACAUCCCUCUUUUUCAUUUCAUUUUUUUUUAAUGGUGGAGAAGCUGAAUUAGACCUGUGAGUAACUCUAAUGAAUUUGUAUUUGAUGUACAUCUACAAAUAAAAAGUUCUUUAUUUCUGA